Molecule: messenger RNA, 4217 nt
Organism: Epinephelus fuscoguttatus (brown-marbled grouper)
Lineage: Eukaryota; Metazoa; Chordata; Actinopteri; Perciformes; Serranidae
Product: acidic leucine-rich nuclear phosphoprotein 32 family member E-like
Exons: 17
Coding region: 164-2527 (787 amino acids)
Biological process (GO): regulation of transcription by RNA polymerase II; SMAD protein signal transduction; transforming growth factor beta receptor signaling pathway
Cellular component (GO): nucleus; heteromeric SMAD protein complex
Molecular function (GO): I-SMAD binding; histone binding; DNA-binding transcription factor activity, RNA polymerase II-specific
Source: RefSeq, a predicted model, not a curated record
UCUGUGCUGACUCUCAUGAGUGUGCAGACACACACACAGUCUGGAGCAGACGGAGGACACACGGACACACAGACCGACAGACAGACAGACGGUCGGCCGGUCUCACCGUCACAGGCAGCGGAUCACAGCCGAGCGGAGAGAGCCGAGUCCCGAUUCAGUGACCAUGUCGGUCGGCCCGGCCCCCAGCAGCGCAGACGCCUGCCUCAGCAUCGUCCACAGCCUGAUGUGCCACCAACAGGGAGCCGAGAACGAGGGCUUCGCCAAGCGGGCCAUCGAGAGUCUGGUGAAGAAGCUGAAGGAGAAGAAGGAUGAGCUGGACUCGCUCAUCACAGCCGUCACCACCAACGGCGUCCAUCCCAGCAAGUGUGUCACCAUCCAGAGGACGCUGGAUGGACGGCUGCAGGUGGCGGGGAGGAAAGGUUUCCCUCACGUGAUCUACGCCCGUCUGUGGCGUUGGCCCGACCUCCAUAAGAACGAGCUGAAACAUGUGAAGUUCUGUCAGUAUGCCUUCGACCUGAAGUACGACAGCGUGUGUGUGAACCCCUACCACUAUGAGAGGGUGGCGUCCCCCGCCACCACAGGUCCUCAGUCUCUGAUAAAGGAGGAGUUCAUGCAGGACUGUCUUCAGAUCGACCUGCCCCCCCACACUGACCCCUACAGCCAGCCCCGCCCUGUCAGCAUGUAUCCCAGCAUGCCCCUCUCCCCUCCAGGCAGCAGCUCCAUGACGGCUGCAGCUCUGUCAGCUGUCGGCUGUGGGAGGAGCGGAGGGGGAGUCGGGGCUGUGUGCAGCGAGGGCCCCGGCCUCCUUCAGAUCGCCCCACCUCCGAACCACGGGGGCCACGCCUCCCCCCCUCACCCAAACCCUCCUCACACCCCUCAGCCUUCUCACCCUCCUCACCCUUCUCACCCUCCUCACCCCCCUCACCCUUCUCACCCCUCCACCCCCACCUCUCCACAACAGCCCGACUACAGCAGCCCCCCCAAAACUGCCACCUGGCCAGGUAACAGCCCCGCCCCCUACAGCCCUGCAGGACCACCACAGAGUGGGCGGGGCCACCAGCAGCCUCCAUUACAUCAUCACCACGCCCCCAACACUCACUUCUGGUCACAGCAUCACAGCACUGCUCCGUAUCCACAGCCAGUGUCCAACCACCCAGGUCCGGAGUUCUGGUGCUCCAUCUCGUACUUUGAGUUGGACGUCCAGGUCGGGGAGAUGUUUAAGGUCCAAUCCAGCUGUCCUCUGGUGACAGUGGACGGUUAUGUGGAUCCUUCAGGAGGAGACCGUUUCUGUUUGGGACAGCUGAGUAACGUCCACCGCACCGCCUCCAGCCACCGAGCCAGGCUCCACAUCGGUCGGGGGGUUCAGCUGGAGUGUCGGGGGGAGGGAGACAUCUGGAUGCGUUGCCUAAGUGACCACUCGGUGUUCGUCCAGAGUUUGUACUUGGACCGUGAGGCGGGCCGAGCGCCGGGAGAUGGAGUCCACAAGAUCUACCCUGGAGCUUACAUCAAGGUGUUCGACCUGAGGCAGUGCCACAGACAGAUGCAGCAGCAGGCGGCAGCAGCUCAGGCAGCAGUAGCGACUCAGGCAGCAGCGGUUGCUGGUGCGAUACCUGGUCCAAACAAUGUGGGGGGGAUCGCCCCCGCUGUCAGUGUGUGCUCGGCAGCAGCAGGUCUGGGCGUGGAUGACCUGCGCAGGUUGUGUAUCGUUCGUCUGAGCUUCGUUAAAGGUUGGGGGUGCGAUUACCCGCGUCAGAGCAUCAAGGACACCCCCUGCUGGCUGGAGGUGCACCUGCACCGAGCGCUGCAGCUGCUCGACCAGGUGGUGGAGCUGGUGGUGGAUAACUGUCGCUCCAGUGACGGAGAGGUUGAAGGUUUGACAGACGAGUACACGGAGCUGGAGAUCCUCAGCAUGGUGAACGUCGGCAUCUCUUCGCUCUCCAAACUGCCAUCACUGCCCAAACUACGCAAGCUGGAGGUGAGCGAUAACACCAUCUCAGGAGGUCUGGACACACUGGCAGAGAAAUGUCCCAAUCUGACAUAUCUGAACCUGAGUGGGAACAAGAUUAAAGAGCUGAGCACCAUCGAGACACUGCAGAAUCUAAAGAACCUUAAGAGUCUGGAUCUGUACAGCUGUGAAGUGUCCACGCUGGAUGACUACAGAGAUAGCGUCUUCGAGCUGCUGCCUCAGCUCACCUAUCUGGACGGAUAUGACCAGGAGGACAACGAGGUGCCCGACUCAGAGGCCGAAAAUGACGACGACGACGAUGAAGCCGGUCCACCUGGAGGCGAUGACGAUGAUGAGGAUGAAGAUGACGAGGAAGGCUCAGAGGGAGACGACGAAGAGGAGGAGGUGGGCCUGUCGUACCUGAUGAAAGAGGGAAUCCAGGAUGAGGAAGAUGAUGGAGACUAUGUUGAAGAAGAGGAGGACGAAGACGAGGAAGAGGAAGAUGGAGAUGUGGACGGUGUUCAGGGGGAGAAGAGGAAGAGAGAUCCAGAGGAUGAAGGUGACGACGAUGAUGAUGAAUAGUCGACUCACCUUCGCUCCCCCCCCUCGUCCUCCCUCCUCCUCCUCCUCCUCCUCCAGUGACCUCUGACCCUGCCAGGUGUCGCCUCAGAGCCGCAGACAGACGGGAAACAGGUUGAGGAUCAGUUCUCAUUAUACAGCGCUGUCAUGUGACUGAUGAUGUCACCUUUCACCCGGUAACCUGAUCAGAUCACAGAUCAAUACUGAUGAACAGGAAACUGGACCACAGUUAACCCAUUCAUGUUUUCUCUUUGUCUUUUAUUUACAACCACUCUGACUAAUAGGUUUUCAUGGUGGAAGUAACUCAGUACUUUUACUGCUACUACUUAUAAAACUUUUCAUCAACUUUGUCAUCGUAACUCUCGUGGCCACAAAGAUCCAGAUUGUUUCAGUUAGUAGGAUGUCAAUUUGUAAAACACAAAAAUACAGUGACGGGCAGUUUGAUGUUUUCACGUGACAGUGUGAAAACACGUUGCUAACAGAUUUGCUGUUAGAUAUGCUGAUACUAACAUGUUUGUGUCUGAUCUGAGAUCAGUUUCUCACAAACACAAGUCGUUAGUUCAUCUGUCAGGUCAGCUGUGAUUGGCUGCAGCCACAGAGAGCACCUUGGGUCAAAGGUCGACCUAUUUUAAAUUUUAUAAACUUUCUGUUUUGUAAAGACUCGAUUUCGUAAAAACUUUACACAUCAUGCAAAAAAACCUGUAAUUAAUCCAUUAAAUUGUAUUUAAUCACACAGCCUGAAAUCAAUAUGAGGUCACGACAUCACACACGCACGCACACACACACACACACACACCAGAGUAUAAAUACACAACAACAUACUGCUCACGUUACGGCAUAAGAAAUAUUAUAACAUGAAUAAUGAUAAUAAUUAACUGUGGUGUUUGUACUUUUACUUCAGUAAAUAUUCAGAGUACGUCUCUGGAUCUGUUUGAUCCUUUAGUUUUAUUGAUCUGAUCAGGAGUUCACACACAUAGCUUGACUUUCUGUUUACAUCUGUGGUGAUGACGGCAGAUGAUCAUCAAUAAUUAAUAAUCACACAGUUUGAUUUGGUUUAUCCUGAACCAGACCCAGUCUGAUCUAAAGACUACAGUACCCAUGAUCCUCGGCUCUCUGAUUGGAUGAUUGAGACAGCAGUGCACUCUGGGAUGUUUCUGUCUUUAUUUUAAUAUGACUGUUACUGCAUUAACCCCUGACCCCGCCCCCUCACCUGUCACCUCUCCGUCUGCCGCUCUCUGCUCCUCCUGGACUCUGUGGGUCUUGACUCUGGUCUCUGUCGGUCCAGAAUGAGGACCUCUGUGGGGCCAGGCUCUGGACUCUACGUGUCCUGACUUUGGAUUCUGUAGGUCCAGACCCUUGACUCUGUGGGUUCAAAGUCUGGACUCUGUGGGCUCAGACUCUGGUCUCUCUGGGUUUUGGACUUUGGUCUCUUUGGGUCCAGGCUCUGGUCUCUGUGGGUCCAGACUGUGGUCCCAGCAGAUGGGUCCAAGCUCUGUUCUCUUAGGGUCCAGACUUUGGUCUCCACAGGUGGGUCCAGUCUCUGGUCUCUGUGGGUCCAGGUCUUUGUGUAAAUAGAAGUGAAGUGGUCUCUGUAGGUUUUUUGUCGUCCAGUUUGAAUCAUUUUAUUUUUUUAUUCCCGUUUUCUUCUGUGUCGCUGUAAUCACCAGAGUUUUUCAAUAAAAAACAGAACGGA